CUGAAGAAGGACUAGGCUGGUGAUGAGCGGCUUUAAUAGAGGAAUUUGAAGAUCCUUAAGCCUCUUUCCUUUGUUUCCUGAGAUUUCUAAGGCCAAACAUCAGUCCUGGAGUGUGGUGACCCUGGAAAGCUCUUCGGCUCUGGAGUAGGUCAGUUCUGGGCUGGAAUCCUGUCUCUGCCGCUUACAGCCAGUUUGUGACAGGAGUGUUCACAUUCCCGCUUGAAAGUGAAAGUCCAGAAAAUAUUCACGGGUUGGAACCUUGACUUUCUCAUCCAUCUCAGCUCUAUCACAGAUCUGCUUUGCUGUUUUCUUUUGGCGGUGGCAGUCUCUCUGGUGGUCAUUAUAAUUGCAGUUUACUGCCAACAAAAACAAGAGCACCAUAUUAGGACUACUGGUCUUAUUCUGUACUUGAUCGUAUUAACAGCCUCAUUUCUCAACCAAACCAACCUUAGAACCAUUACCAGCUCACAGGAUCCAUUAUCACCUAGAGCCCAUUUGCUACAGCUUUCAGUAAUAUUUAUCUACUCAGGAGAUCACUGAGGCAUGGAGUCCACAUCAAUCCCCAUGUUGGUUGCUGGACUUGUUGAUUGUGUAGCCCAGUUAAUAAGAAUAGCUGAAGAGCUUUUACAGCUGAUUUCACAGGAACAAGUUCCUUGUGCAGAGCAGAAUGAUAGAGCAGAAGAGAUAGAAGUGGAUGCAUCUUCUCCUGAGGAGGCUUCGCUCCCAGACCUUGCUGAUUUCUCAGACUUAGAGUCGAUACUUCUACCAAGAGAAGACGAAGACCUAGUCCUUGACAUAGAUCAAGCGAUGGUAGACAUAGAAGACUUAUAUGAAGAUGUACUCUCCAGUAUAAAUGAUGACCUAAGAAGUGGUUAAGACCAAAUUUGCCCCCAGCAGCAUGUGAAAACUGAUAGUUUUUCUGUUUUAAAUAGAUUCUGAUUUUUCUGAGUGUUAACAAUGUUUUCUCCUAGUUCUGUACAUUUUCCUUACUAACACCUUAUAGAACAAGUUAAUACUAGAUUUACUUCUAGUAGAAGCUAGUCUCUUUUCUUCUUUGUAUUUCUUUUAAAAGCUUUUAGUUCUGUACAUUUUCCUUACUAACACCUUAUAGAACAAGUUAAUACUAGAUUUACUUCCAGUAGAAGCUGGUCUCUUUUCUUCUUUAUAUUUCUUUUAAAAGCUGCGACUUUAGCCUUUCUCUACCUGUUCUUGUUCUUCUGUUGGGUUUUCUAAUAACAGAAGCAAAUGAUACCAAAAAAAGAAACUCCUCACCUAACAACGGAGUUAAGACCUCAUGGACUCUAUCAGGAGUUGGAACCCAAUGUCAUUGUUCUGCAAGUGGAAACCAAAAGGGGGAUAUUCCCCAAGAUGGUAUUAUAAUGAAUACAUCAUGUUGACAGGACAGCAUUGGGACACUUUUACUUGAAAAGACAGAACUCCUCACUAGGCCUUUAGGGAGAAGAUUUGUCAACCAAAGGAUUUUAGGGGAAGCAAUUUUGAAAAAGCACCAUCUAUCAGAUAAUACAACUGUUUUUUGGAUAACUUUUGCCAGGGAAACCUUUGAGAAAGCUGAGGUGAAGAAGUUCCAAUGCAGGACUAUUCCCUCAAAUGAUGACCCACACUACAACUAGUCUUCAGUAUUGUUCCACAAAUGGAAAGGAGAAAUUAUAUCAAAUAACAAUGAGGGUGGUACUAAUACUAGCAGGUCUAAACAAAGCCCCAGGAAGACUGUUCACCAAUGCAGUCAAACCCUUUGUGGCAUAGGCUCAGACAUGACAGUCCACAAAUAGAAGUGGAUAAAGUAUGUCUUCUUGGGUAUAGCUAGAUUUAUAAAGAAUAGCUGAUAGGCUUAUUAUAGUGAACCUGCUGCCACCUUGACAUAAAAAUCUUAACUAUUGACAAAUGGCAGCAAUAAUGAAUUUGAAUAAAAUAUGGAUUGGUAUUUAGCCCUAAUAAUUCUACAAAUACCAGAAGUCUAAAAUGCAAUAGUUGGAGGACUCCUCUACCCAUAUUAAAAUAGAAAGAGACCCAAUAAAUGUGUGGGAAGUUCACUGCUCUUACUAAUUCCAUGCCAUAUAGUAAUCUUGCUUCCAUUUAGACAAGCCCAUGGACACGAUGGUCCUCCUUCCUAGAGAAUGGCCUUUGCAUCUUACAACAUGGGCAACAACUAGGUAAGGCAUAGUAGUAGUUACGAUAGAUUGGUGCAUUCAUAUUGUGAAGAAAUGAUAAGUAGAAGUUAAUCCACUCUGGUGAAAACCAGACUAUACCCAAUUUGUAUAGAGUCCUAAGGCAUAUUAUUAGCAAAAAGAUUAAAAAUAUACUGAAUACAGAUAGCUUCAGAACUAACCAACAUGACAGAUGCUGCAUCUAAUCCUAAGUGAGGUCUACAUACAGGGAUAAUUAGCUACUUUUAAAGGUAAAUGUGGGGGAAGUUAGAGAUCCAAUGUGGAUAAGCAGUAGCAAGAGAAACAUAAGUUAGUUUUGUCACUGAAUUUCAGGUUGAGUAUACAUAACAAAUUAAAGAAAAAGACUGCUGUAUUAAAAAAAAAAAAACUACCACAUAUCUUUUUGAAAAUGAGAGGAACUUAAGGGAGAUACUCAAACAUGUUAUGAUUCUGUUCCACAAUAGACUGCUACAUGGAGUAGAUGAGGAUCCAGGACACUUAGACCAGUGCCCAAAGACACAAAGAGGAGAAAUAAAAUUUCUAUCACCAGGAAAUUACUGUGGGUAAUUACAAGCCAGACCAGAUAGCAGGUUAAGGGACUUUACUGCUGUACUAAUUGGACAAAUCAAGCCUUACUUUCCUAGGGUAGGGGACUCUACCUGUUGUGGUAUGUCCAAAAUGGCAAAUAAGAGAUGCGGUGCAAAGGCACUAUGUGAAAUUAACUAAAAUAUAGCACUGGGAAAGCAAGAAGAAAUGGUUUAUCCCACCAUUCCACUUGGAGCAGUUUUAUAAGAAGGACUAGUGACCACAGUUAAACAAGGAAAUCUGUACAUGUAGCAACCAAGAAGAAUCACAGAGGAAUUGGAUAGAAGUUAACAGAAUAUAUGCUUUAAUUAAAAGUUUGGAAACAGCUGGGAAAGAUAUAUACUCUCCACUAGGAAUUUGGACUCUAGGAAAUUGGCUUUAAUUUUGUGUCAGAAUAAAACCCAGGGCAGGAGUACUUGGGCAAGAUCAGGAAACAUCCAAGGACAGACCAUCAAUCUGCUACAAAUUCUAUUCAGCAAGUAAUUUCACUGUAGAUGGACAGUUCUGGUGCUCCUCAAAUACGAUUGAUACCAACGGUAGCUAUUCCUCUAUGUAGAACUCUGGAAUAUAUACUUUAUAACAAUUCCACAAUGGAUUAGUAUGAGUUCAUUAAAUCUGUUGCUAUUAGAGAAUUCAAGCAAGUAUACUAACUACAGGUGACCAUCAAAAUACAUCAAGAGAAAUCUGUGUUGGGCGCCUGGGUGGCUCAGUGGUUUAAGCCGCUGCCUUCGGCUCAGGUCAUGAUCUCAGGGUCCUGGGAUCGAGUCCCGCAUCGGGCUCUCUGCUCAGCAGGGAGCCUGCUUCCUUCUCUCUCUCUUUCUGCCUGCCUCUCAGUGUACUUGUAAUUUCUCUCUGUCAAAUAAAUAAAUAAAAUCUUAAAAAAAAAAAAAAAAGAGAAAUCUGUGGGACUACUCCAGACUUUGAAACAAGAUAAAGCUUGAACCAGCCUAAUAUGCAACUAAUACUCAACAUGGUCCUUAUAUAUCAAAGCUGGAAGAUGCUGCAAACUCGUAGUAUGUGAAGCUGGCUAGCCUUCUGGCUGGAUGAGUCAUGUGGAAAGAUUGUACUACAGUAGCUCCUCAGAAUUAGAUAAAAUAUAUUGCGGUUUGCUUUGAUUGUGUGAUUACAUGUGUUUAAGAACUGUUAAGAUGUAAACCCACUCCAAACAGUGGGUUGUUGUAUUAAGUAUGAUUAGAGUUGAUAGUGAUAAGAAGUAAGUGUAGGCAAUAAUAAAGUACUUAGGAAUAAGAGCUAGUAAGGAAGUAUUUUUAUGAGAAAGUGAUAAGAAGUAAGUGUAGGCAAUAAUAAAAUACUUAGGAAUAAGAGCUAGUAAGGUAGUAUUUUCAGAAAAGAGUGAUAAGAAGUUAAGUGUUAAGUGUAGGCAAUAACAACAUAGUUAAGAAUAAGAGCUUAUAAGGAAGUAUUUUUGAGAGAAGAAAAGCAGUAAGUUACAUAGAAUAGUCAUGCAGCUAUUUAGGGGGGAAAGCCAUGGUAUGAGUUAGUUCCUAAGCAGGUUUAUGAACAAAGCCCUGUUUUUAUCAUAUGCAAAUCAGCCAACCCUAAGUCAUUGAUAGUGAUAGAAAUAGUUGAUUGGUGAUCGAUGGACACAGGUCAUGCACUUAAAAUCUCAAUUAGAAGGAGAUAUAUUACUUAAUUUGGCAGUCCACCUUUGAAUACCUCUGAUUGGAAUCCUGGAUUUCUCCUCCAGGAGAGUGGAGAGAAUGGCUGGUCCUUUAUUUAAACUAGCCUUUUUCUGAAUCUUCUUGAGACUGACACCAAAGCCAAUUCUUGAAUGGCGUGGAGGGAUAGAGAGGGAGACAGGCUCAUCAUUCUGAGUCAAGCUUGAGAAUGUGAAAACCAAGGGAGAUAGGUUGGAGAUGGCAAUGAACUGGGAGGCAUUAGUUUUCAUCCUUGCGUGUUUUGGCUAACUUGCAUGAGAGGUUGCAACUAUGUAAUUGUAUCCUUAUGUGAUGAUUAAUGCCAGUCAUUAAAUUAGAAUUGAAUAUCAUCUUUGUUACUGAUCCACACUGUUUUAUUGCUAUGUGCUUUAACAUAU
Mustela lutreola (European mink) is the source of this 4806-nucleotide messenger RNA. It is a transcript of the gene TRPC5OS, whose product is annotated as TRPC5 opposite strand. Bases 544 to 876 code for a protein of 110 amino acids. The transcript is spliced from 3 exons. NCBI's taxonomy places the organism in Eukaryota, Metazoa, Chordata, Mammalia, Carnivora, Mustelidae. The record is from RefSeq and is a predicted model, not a curated record.